AUGUCAUUUGGUGGAAAGUCGUUCAAGAGGGAAGAGCUUCGUAUGAAACUAGAGCUUCAGAAGCUAACAAAACAAUCCAAGAAUGAAUUCUCAGGCUUGAAUCCGAACGACAAGUCCAAAUUUCUUGAGAGCAGUUUGAAAACUGCUUUGGCGCUUAAAAACCAACCAAUAAAACGGAGUCGUCCCGCGAAAAGCAAGCAAAAAGUGACAGGUAUAGAAAACAACGAAUCAGAUGGUGAGGUUCCUCCACCAAGUCCUUCAAUUGAUUUAGCUCCAGAGCUGAGAUCAACGCCAGACUCGGAGAUACAUGCAAAGGCUGUUGCUGGAGUGGACUGCUUUGGUGCUGAUUUGAGGAGUUCUGAUUUGUUCUCCCGAUCUACUGGUGUAGCUUCUAUCCGAUCGAAAGUCGACUUGAAUGUUGUAAUGUAUGGAAGGGGACUUCAAGAAGAGACUAGUGCAGUGAUAAAAACAAGGGAAAAGGUAACGUGAAAAUAGCUGCAUGUGUAUACUAAGUUAAAUUCAAUCGUUUUACUCACAAGAUCUCGUCAGUAAUUCUCCUUACUAUUUCCAUGCAAUUAUUAUCAUGUUUGUGUGGAGAAUUUGGUUUUAGGUAAACUGAUAAUCCCCUUAUUUAUAUUUUAGGUAGUCUCAUCAUUGUCUGGUUGAUAUUGCAUUGAUAGUGUGAGGAGAUUAUGUUUUGGUCAUACAUGGCAGUUUAAGGGUUUCGUAGGCCCAAUUCACCAGCCAAUUAGUUCACAAGACCAAUCUUGAAUGAAGCAAAUGCAGCAUAUUAAUCAAUUCAAAAUUUCAGAUUGAAUUAAAAAUGAUUCAAAUUUCAUGUCUGAACUGUCAUUGCUCAUGAAAAUAUGAACAUAAUUGUAUAAAUCCCAUACUCAUAAUUAUAAUAAAUGUUUCUGUCGAAGCUAAUUUCACAACCUAGCCAUAUCUUUUUGCAAUCAUUUCAUGAUACUGUAACAAGCAGGGGGCAAUAUUACAAGUGUGGACUUAACCUUUUUUCAGAAAUCAGUGAAAAAACCACAAUCAGCUAGAUCCAGAAGUCCUAGAAGUCCUGCACCUCAGGCUCAACACAGGAACAUUCAAACCAAGAAACCAGCAAUAAUAGGCUCUCAAAGCACUACAGUAGCAGUCCAGCUUACACCACGCCCAGCACAGAAACAACGGACAACCUCCAGGGCAUCACAGCAAGGAUCAGUGAGAAGUGGUGCUUCAUCCGCCAGGUAGGUUGAAACUUGUUAGGCUGGUCAACAGUCUUUUAAGACAAAUGAAUAAAGGGGAUAAGUUUCUUAGGAAACUGUGUUGCUGCAUUGGUGGGAGAGUAUAGCCAGUAAUUUAGUGUUAACAACUGUGUUAAAAAUGCAAAUUGGCCAUCGUAAAGGGUAAAAAAGCUGACAUUUCAGGCGUCAGCUUUUCGUCAGAGCAAUUAAGACUAUCAGCAUUAGCUUUAAGUGUAAUUACAAUAAACAGGUGAAUAGCACUUUUGGUGCACGCUGAUUGGCGAGUUCAGAAGUUAAUAGCAAGUACAAUUGUACUAGUGUACACUAGUGGUCCCUGUAAAGCCAAUGAGAAGGUUACACUAAAAACAAAACAACUGAUCUGAUCUCAAGGCUUGUUUAAAGUAACCAAUCAAAUUGCAGGAAAAUGAAAGACAAAGAGUAUCAUGUGGCAAAUUUUGCAACUUUUGUUUCCCAAACUCUUACUUUUUCCCUCCAGAAAUGGAUUAAUUUAAUUUCAAACUGGCUCAGUGCUGCAUCAAUAGAAUAUUUGAACUGACCAAGUCUUGUAUUUGGAUAAUUUCAAAAUGAAUGUAAUAAAGUGGUAAUGGAACCUCAUGUUGUGCAAUUUUGAUCUGAAAUCAUAAUUGUGAUUCCAAAUCGAACUCAUGCUGCGCACUUGUUCAAUUUUGAAAUCAUGUGUAUGAUUUCAGCUAAAAUCUCACUCCACUCAGUUCAAUUAUUAUUAUUAAUUCAAUUAAAAAAUAAAGGAAAAUGAGUUAUGCUUCUCAAUGAAUUAAACCCUGUGUGAGCCAUCAACAAAUCAACUCCCCUUGUAGCAUUCUUUGUUAAUCUUUUCCCACAUCAGGUGUGAAAGUAAUUUUUUUUUCUGUUAGCUCUGAAGCAGUCAAAGAGAUACCUACAGUACACGUACAUGUAAUCCUUACUAGGAAAUUGAAAACUUUUUGCAUAAGUAAUUUUUUUUUUAACAAACUACCAUGCAGAAAUAAAAACAUCUGAACCAUCUUAGUUGAUUUAAACAAAAAUCACACACAAAAUUUAGUUGGUAAUCAUUUCCUUUAUUCUCAUGACAUUAAUGUGUGAUUCAGUGGUGAUAUUGUAAGGAGAAAUUAGAUGCUAGUCACUUUCAGGGGUAAAAGGGGCAAAAGCAAAUUAAGGUACAUCUUUGCUUCAAUUGUGGAGGUGCGCUGACCUCAUGGUUAGUGCGCUUGACUCCAGAUUGAGUGGUCCAGGUUCAAGCCCUGGCCAGGGUCGUUGUGUUCUUAGGCAAGACACUUCACUCUCACAGUGCUUCUCUUCACCCAGGUGUACAAAUGGGUACCAGCAAAUAUCCUGGGGGUAAUCCUGCAAUGGACUAGCAUCCCAUCCAGGGGGAGUAGCAAUACUCCUAGCUGCUUCAUGCUAAGGAAACCGGAGCUAAGUGCCAGCCCCAUAGGCCACUUGGGCCUGUAUAAAGGCUUCACUUUUUUUUGCUUCAAUUGAUACAUCUGUGUUUACAUUUAAUCAGGGACAAGGAAAUUUUGAAGGCAGGGUCACCUACUGGGGAUGAAGAUGAGGGUGAGGCUGACUCAGCUCUUGUAACUGAGGCCAAUUCAGGUAAGGAUGACAGGCCAAAAGAGGUGAAGGUCCAUACAAGGUCAGAAGAUGCAUCUGGUGAUACACAUGACCAAGAAGCUGAUGUGAAAGAUGAAACCAGAACUGUGCAAGUUGCUUUUGAUUUGGUUGAAAAUGCUGAACAGGAUGAGAAUGAAAAAGCUGAAAAACAUUUUAUCACUUCUGAAGUCUUAAAAUCCUCAAUUUCUGCUCCAGCACUAGCCAGUGGGAAAAUGGCUGUUGACUCUGAGGAAGAUUCACCAAUUAAUAGGAUCCACUCAGAGAUUCUUGAGCUGACAAGGAGAAUCAGUCAACCAGAGGUAGGUUUACUGAACUUAAUCAGAGCUACUGAAGAAGCAGAAAAUGAAGCAAAAAGGCUACAGGAGAUGGCUUCUGCAGCUUCUCCAGCCAGAGAAAGCUUGUUACUGCGAGCAAUGGCUGAGCGUGGAGGCACUGGCUUCUCAAUCCAGGGAGCUCUGCGAGGCUUGUCUCCUCGUGAUCCAAAGCAGUUGACAUCUACCAGUCCUAUGAUGCCAAAACCACCUGUCCCUGCUGUUAAAACUAAGUUGCAGAGUGAUGAAACAAACAGAGCCAGGGUCUCAGUGGAAGAGAAGGAAAGCUCAAGUACAAGCCCAAAGAAAGACAGGGGAAUGGCAAUGAACAGUGAGAUGAGUGCUCCUGCUGAAAUUAACGCCAAACCACAAGAAGCAGAACUGCCGCAGACUGCUAGUAAAGGAACAGUAACAAGGAGGAGUGGAGUGACUGAGAUGGAUGUAUCAGGUAGUUUUGUAGUACCAUAGAUAGCAGUGGUACUGUAUGUAGAUAUGUAGCUGUGGGCUUUGAUAAUAUACUUGUAGUUACUGGAUGUGAAUUUCUUUAUGGUCUGUGACAAUGUUAUGAAUAGAUCUGCCUUCCCUUCUUGCUCUUUCAGGUUCUACAUCUCUCACACCUUUGACAAGACAAGGACUUGCCAGUCAGAAAACUAUGACAACAGAACAGGCCAUGGAGGUAACUGGUGUGGCUUUUGGGAUAAGUACAUUUAUCAUGAUCACAGUUAGUUGUAUACUUACCAAGUCUUAACAAGGAGGCAUGAAUCUUGCCCAUGCUAUUCUUUGAUUUUCAAUUCUUUAACUGAUGAUUUCAUGUACGUUAUUGAAACAGAUUGUCAUGGGAAUAGAGUGAAUUAUGUCAGUAAUUUUUUUAGAGAACCCUUUAGUUGCUUAAAUUUUUUACUAUUUUAAUUUAAUUUCAUUUUGUCCAGUGCCUAUUACUUCCUUCUGAAGUGGUUCCAGAAGACAUCAUCAGCAUUAAAGGUCAACAGUUUGAAAUGGUGUCUAAACAGUCUCCUGCCCUGGAAACUGCUCCAGAUUCAGAGAAACAGUGGAUUGAUCUUAAACAAGACAAAACUGUGAUGUUUUUGGAUUCGUGGGAAGUGAAGGAAAAGAAAGAAAAAGAAAAUGACCAAAAGGUAAAUGUACAAUGUGCACAUUAAUCCUUUUCUCUGUUUGGUUCUUCAUGGCCAAAAGUAGUUUCAAGUGUAAGAAUAUUGAUUCAUGCAAGUCCAUUUUUAAAAACUGACCGACAUUGUUUAAGAGUGAAGAAUAAUAGGAACAAUGUCCAGCCGAGAAAAAGUUGUGUUCCCUCUCCUUUGAAAAACAGACUGAGAUAUUUUCAGUUAAACUCGCAAUGAAUACUAAUGCCAUACGUACAUGUAAAUGGGUUUAAGGGUGAAAGUUUAAAGGCAAAUAUACAGUGGUACAUAGCUGGGUGACCCUUGAAAUAGUUCAGAGCUUUCCAUAUUUCCUCAAAUAGGGGCCCCAGUGCUGAUUUAAAAUAUUGCAGCUAUUAAAGGAUGGGUGCUUAUUGGAAGGAGUGAGGGUAACUCAAUCAAGUGGAGGACUUGAUAUUUUCCUGUACUGAUUUUGUUCAAAAUGGCAAUAGAAACAAGUUUUCCUUGUAACUCUACCAUUUAAAGUGAGGGAGGAGGGGGUGGGAUGCUUAUUUGAGGGGUGGGGGCACUUGUUCGACAUUGUGGCCAAGGGCAUGGGUACUUAUUCAAGGAAAUAAUAUGGUAUUCCAGUUUAUGAAGUAGUUAUAGAACAAUUAAUGAAAGAUUUUAAUUUGCUCUUCACCUGAGAUGGGAUGCUAAUCCAUGCCAGACAACCCUAAAAUCAGUGUCAUUGUCUCCCAGUUGUCAUACAUACAUAAAACAUGUUGGUGCUCAACCUCUUUAUGAACUCAGUUUGGAAAUUUUGAUGAUAUGCUGGUCAGUUUGAAGAGACUUUUGUCCUCAUUUUCUCUAAGUAUAUACAAGCUACAGUAUACACUGUCUUGUAACUAACUUGUACUAUUUGCCUGAAAGAAAAUUCAAAUUCAAAUUGUAAUCACCAAUGUUGAGCAUAAUUUGUUGAUUUUUUAAUUUUUUAGCCUGUCAAGACUCACAACAUCCACCAUUUCUGUACCAUGCCAUCCAGAGUGGAACUACCUCCUCAUCUAUGUAGAUUGACAAGAGAUAAACAUACAAGCAAUAAAUAUCGUAAACUGACAGAGAAGACGAUGGAGGUAAGAUUAACAGAAAGGACUGCAGUGGGAAAGAUUGGCCUGAGGUUGUGGCAGUACAAUAAUAAGGGCCAAUAUUUCUCAAUAUGGCUUAAGCAAGUGAGGCUAAUAACCAGAUUAUAAUUAUAUAGCACUUAGACUAAACUUGUUUAUUUGAAAUUUUCUGGAUUUUGAGAACAAAAAUACAUGGCUUAUGACCAUUUCCACAUCCAUAUAGCAAAAUCCAGUCCAAGUAAUAAUCAAUUAGAAUGUUUGGGUUUCCCCCAAGACUAACCUGUCUAUAAUAAAGUAAUAAAGGGGUAAGUUUCUAAAGAAACUGUGGUGCUGCAUCGGUGGGAGAGUAUAGCAGGUAAUUUAGUGUUAACAACUGGGUUGAAAACGUAAAUUAGCCACCGUAAAGGGUAAAAAAGCUGACGUUUCGAGCGUUAGCCCUUUGUCAGAGCGAUGUACUGUACUGUACUGCUAAUUUACGUUUUCAACCCAGUUGUUAACACUAAAUUACCUAUAAUAAAGUAAUCUCACUUAAUGCUUAUCUCGGCCUUUUUUUAUUAAGAUUUCCUACAAUACAUUGUAGUUGGCACCAAGUAAAGCCCAAAUUACAUUGUAUAGAAGAAAUGCAUUUGAAUGAUAAAUCAUGAUACAAAAUCAGUUGGUUUUUUUUUACCAUCUUUCUCUGUCUCUUUUGAAAAUAUUAUGUCUUCAAUUUAUAAGUACAUGUAGCAAACAUUUCUUUCUUCCAUCCUUUAAACCCUUUUCAAAUGAAUACAUGAAAGACAGACUUUAAAUGCUGUCUACAUGUAGAUCAUCUUCAAAUGGGAGAGGUUUGGAGAACAAAAGGAAUGUAACUAUAAUAGUCUAACAGCAGGUGGAGAAGCCAGGGUGGAAACCAGUGUUUGGUGUGCCUCAUUGGACCUUAUGCAAUAAGUGGCUUAGUAAUGGUGUUACAGGAGGCUAUGCCUGAGAAAGUCGCCAUGAGGCAAAACCCAAGCCAGGAGCUUGCUCGCAGGCUGACAGACAACAGUUAGGGGUCUCACCGGCAGUGGUAGAUCACCAGUAACUGAAUUUUAUUGAAACCCAUGAGUUGAUAGUACUACCUUGUUUAAGGGUUUAACCCUUUACACCCUAACAUCAGUAUCCAUGGUCUCCAUACUCUUUUCUAUACAUUUCCUUCAGUACUGACAAGGAGAAUUUGUCUAGCAAUCAAAGCUUCUUUAAUUAGUUGGCAAUCGAUCAUUUCCUUUACUCUUGUGAUCUUAAUGAAUGACUCAGCUGUAUUACUGUAAGGAGAAAUUAGAUACUGGUCACUCUCAGGGUUUAAAAGGUUAAUAGAGUAAAAUUGGAUCAAUAUCAGUAUCUGGGCAACUGCCCACCUACCCCUCCCCUCCUCUAACCCAACAUUAACCCUAACUUGUUAUCAAUUGACUUUUGUUGGGUUAGGGGAGGGGAGGGAGGGGUAGGUAGGUGGGCAGUUGCCCAGAUACUGAUAUUGAUCUGUAAAAUUUGUAUAACUUGCUUGUUGUAUGCAGAGUUUGUCACGGAAUAAUAAUGAGAAGAACAAUUACAUGUAAGAACAGUUGUGAAUACUUGAGUCACUACAUGUUUGUAUCCAAACAUGUUGUGACUCAUGAGAAUUUUAAACCAUGUUGGAAUAUACUAAAAUGUUCAAAACAAGUGGUUUUUUAGCCAAGAACAUUCUGUGGAGCCAAAAGGUCAUGGAUUUGCACACAUGCGUGUAGUGCUUCUGAAUAUGUUUGCUUUUUUGCUGUUCAUCGUUACUUUGCAGUCACCACCAUGCAACAAAAAUUGUUGCCCUUUGCAGCAUUAGUUGUUGUUCACAACUGUUUUUAAUUGUUCUUCGAAUUACAAUAUAGCAUUUAGUGUCAAACUCUGAACAGGUAAUACAAAUUUACUCUUAGACUACUAGGAUAAUUAAUACUAAUGUCAAGAUUAUUAUCAAAACAGGUUUUACAGGAAGAAACUGAUUUAGCUGAAACUGUGGAAGAGGAAACUGGAGAUGAAAAAGAGCCAGAGAAACCAAGUAGAGCUGUUCAGCAGCGACGAUGGUCAGUUGUGGCCCAAAGGAUUCUGGAUGAAGCUUUGGUGGCUGGUGAUUAUGAGGAGACUUUCAAUAGGUUGAAGAGAGCUUCAGAUGAUUUGGUGAGUUGUGACUGCUCAUCUUGGAUUCCUAGUGAUCUAAGAGGUUACACUGUUAUGUACACAGCUACUGAGGGCUUGAGUUAUGCUGGGUUGAAAGUUACAAGACAGUUGUAAUAUGGCUCAAUUAAAUGUAUUUUAGCAGGCACAAACUCCUCCUCCAUGAUAUGAUAAGCUGAAUUGUUCACACAUUUUGAUUGCUUCUUACAUAUGAUCUACAUGUAUUGGUGGACAGACACAAAGAUGAUGUAACCAUAAGCUUUUUUAUCAUAGAAAAAAAAAACAGAUAUUGACUGUAGCCAUUGGUCUGUAGAAUAGUAGAUCACUGAAGAUGUCAAAAUAUGUUAGGUGCAUUAGUGGCCUACUCAGUUGCGACUUGUGAGCCACUUUAUUUUUCCUUACCACAUUUUGAUGUCUUCUGUGAUCUACAAGAUCUACCGAACAUAUGCAUGACAACAUGGAAUCUAUAUGUUAAUUGUGCACUUACAUGUAAAAGUAGUAAAACACAUUCCUCGGCCUAACUGAUGAACAGUGUACAUGUAAAACUAAGUGAUGAUGGAAAUUCAUCAGAAACUUUUACAAAUAGGUUUUGAAGGACAAGACUGAGAAUGAUCUAAACGUUAUAUCUGUUUGCACACUGUUGUCCAUUUGAACUUCAUUUAUGAUUCACAUUUUACUUGUGUAUUGGUGCUACACUCUUGGCCUUCUAACAUGUAUUUGUGCAUCAUUUUCUCUGGUGAUCCUUGUUGGGUUCUGUGAAUAUCCUAACUUAUAUUUUCUGCUAAAAAAAUUAUAUUGAAUUCAGCAUUAUCUGUUCUCUUUUUUUUACAGUUCUCAGUUGAACAAGAGCAAUCACUUGACAUUGUUGGUGUUAAAAUAGAACUGAAAGAUGAUAGCUCCAGGUAAUUUGAAUUAUGUUAACUUUAUUACGUUUUACAGCGUUUACACAAAUUUUACUUCCAAGUAUGUAGACUGUACUGAGCAAGUUUCUUUAAUAUAAAUUUGUUUGUUUUGUCACAUAAUCUAAAUUUCAAUAGAUGUGAAAUCCCUCGUGUUAUACUUGGUUGUUCACAGCAAUUUGAGUUUUGGGGAAUUUCAGCUCUAUUUAAAAAAUCCUGCUUUUGUUAACGGUUUGUAGAUAUUUUUCAUUUUCCUCUAAAAAUACUCAUGUCAUAGGACCUUUGAAAAAUCAUCUCAUUGUUAACCCUUUAACUCCCAGAUCUGAUAGUCAAUUCUCCCCUCCUGCUACUACAUAUUUCCUUUUAAAUAAGUUACAAGAAUUUGGUUUUAGAUCAAGACAACAACUUCUAUUUGUUAUGUUUGAGUAUUCUCAUUACCUGUUUGCUGGGUAACUGGUCAUUUCGCACAAAAGACUCUUCACACAAGUUUUUUAGCACAAGUUUUGGACCAUUCGCACGGUCUAGUUGAAGUUAUUACGUAAAUAAAUGUCUACGUUUUUGCAGCUGGAUCAUGUGAUGGUGAAAUGUCUUAUCAGUAUCAAUCAGUAUACCUUUUAUAUUGAUGUUUCUCACUUAUGAUUAUUGUGCGAAAUGACCACUAAGAAUUGUGCGAACGGUCCAAAACUUGUGCUAAAAGACUUGUGCGAAAAGUCUUUUGUGCGAAAUGUCCUGUAUUCGCUUGCUGGAUGAUGUAUGGAUAUUGCAGGGAGAUGUUAAUCGCUUCUGGGUGUUAAAGGGUUAAAGUAUUUGGUCAAAUUGUUUUUCCUUGAUUGUGCUUGAAUUUAAGAUACAGAGAAUUUCAAACAUCUCAGAUUAAUUUUGAAUUUUGGCAUUUUUCUCUAAACACUGUUGUAAAAAAAUCUAAUAUUUAGCAGGUUUAAUGAGGCUUUUUCCUUCACUUGUACUUUAAGGCACAUGUAUUUUACCACUGUCUUGAAACUGCUGGGGCUUCUAAUGAGUUUUGAAAAGUUCAUCACACCCUAAGUGCUGGUUCAUGGAGUGUCAUGAAAUUUCAAUUUACUUCUUAACCCUUUGACUCCUGAGCAUAACUACAUGUAGCAUGUAACUUUCCAUACAACAUCAUCCCUGUAUCACCCAUUAAGGUCACAAGAACAAUAGAAAUAAUCACCAACUAAAGAAACCCUUGAUUGUUAAACAAAUUCUCCUUGUCAGCACCUUAGGAAAUGUAUAGAGAACAGUAUGGAAAAUAUUAAAACUGAUGUUAGGGUGAAAAGGGUUAACAACUGUGCGCAUUAUGUGUAUAGACUCUACUGGACACCAGCUCCACCUAAAAUGAACCUGGCGCCUGCCACCAUCAAGUCACAGCUGUACCCAGAGUAUCAGGGGGCAGCUUUACUGCAGGAGAGCCUUGGUGCUGACGUCCGCACUGCCACAGGCAUGGACAGUGAAGACAACAAUGAAACUGAAGCUGAAAUGGAAGCAGAUGGCAUAAGAUACAGGUACCUAGAAUAUUAAUGUCCCUCCCUUCCGACCCUUGUGGGUGGAUCUUUGGGGGCCUUUAAGAGAGAGGGGGGCAGGUCUGGCUUUGCUUUGCCUUUUUCCCGCUGAGAAUCCAUCUUCAGGCUAUGUAGAAAUAAAUCUUUUUUUUUUUUUGGCCUGAUUUGGCUUUUUGAGGAAGAUGAGAUGAGCUAAAUGAGUUAUUAAAAAACACAGAUACUGAAACGGGUUUGUUGAGCACGUGAUUUUCUAAUAAGGUGCAAGCCAGUAGAUCAGUGAGACCUGUGCAGGUCGUGAUAGUUUUAUUUUUGAGUAAGGGAGCAGUCAUUAUUUAUUGCCUGGGGUGGGAAGGGUUUUGGUUGCGUCCUGAUAAAAUUUACCUAAUGAUUCCCCUCCCCCACUGCCAGUUAAUUGGCCGUCAGUUUUCCAUAGUCUCCCUUUAUACUCUGUUGGAGACGAUUGAUUCCCCUUCCGUUCCCCCCUGGAUACCAUGAGAUCCCCCCGAAAAUCCUCCCCUCUCCCCCACCUCUUCCAGAGUGGUUCCUAAAUGGACAUGAAUCUCCUUGCUGGGCUCCAAGCUGCGGCCCUUUUGGUCGCUAUUGCGAGUAGAAAAAAGUUUUUUGGCGACUGAAUUUACAGCGAAAGUCGCCAAUUUGUAAAAACAAUUUGUCUUUCACAGACAUGUGGCUAGCUGUAAUAUUAAUGGACGUAAUCAAUACAAUAUCAAUACAAUAUCAAUACAAUAUCAAUACAAUAUCAAUACAAUAUCAAUACAAUAUCAAUACAGUAUCAAUACAAUAUCAAUACGAUAUCAAUACGAUAUCAAUACAAUAUCAAUACAAUAUCAAUACAAUAUCAAUACAAUACCAAUACAAUAUCAAUACAAUAUCAAGCAGACAAGUGAUAGGAAUAAACAAAAGUAUCAAUUAUGGGAUUGGUACUUGAUCCAAUACCAUCCACUCGGAACUAGCAUCGUAAGCAUUGUGUGGCGGACAGUAAGGAGAAUUACUAAUGAGAUAAUGGGAGUGAAAGGGUUAAGUAACUGUGAGGUAACCUUUCGCAUACAAUACUAUCCAGGCUUCGUCGCCUUUUUUUCUAAAACACUGCGACUAGAAAGUUAUUGCUGGCCACUUGACGCUUCAUGGAGCCCUACCUGAUGAUACAAAAAGAUCGCGUUCAAUAAUGUGGCAUGAUGAAAUAUUGUUGAAAUUUGUCAUUUUUAAUGAGGUCAGGCCGUUGGUAGUCUUCUUUACGGGAAGGGUCGCUUCAGUCACGCAACGCUCGUCAGAGUAUAUUGCGUGACAACACCGAACAACACCAGGAAGGAGACGAGGACUUGCGUGACAUCAAUUCAACCCAAGGAACAUGUCUGAGUUUCUUUUCCCUCGGGUUAACAGCAUAUAUCACCAUCCACUGAGUACAGUCAAGACGUGACAGAUGUGUAUCAGUAAUUUUUUUCCUCUAACAGAGUUCUGAGCCGAACACACGAGUCCAUGACAGAUCUAAGAAAGCUUUUGGCCGAAUCAGUAGAACACAGGCCCAAAACGGAUUUAGGAGGAGAGGGACGUGCUGAUCGGUUCAGUGCGCAGCUUGGAAGAAUGGGCGAGACAGACCAACAAGGUAAGGAAUGGUAAAACCACAACAGGUAAUAUUUCAACACUCGAUUGAAACUUUCUAAUCAUGAACUGUUCAAGCAGGCGGCCCAAGUAAAUUUGUCUCUGUGCUUGACAAGAGGAGACAGGACAAUAAAGAAGACGACACAGACGAAAGAGAAGAGGAAUGGAACGGUGAAGAAGAGAAAGAGGAGACAGGAUUCGUUUACUUUAGGUAUAUACCUUUCCACUAAAGAAAUGCUUUUAGUGCUAGCCUAAGUGUAGCUGUACCCUUUCCCCCAAGGUGAAACGGAGGUUCCCUCGCUUCCGUUUCACCUUGCGGGGGGGGGGGGAGGGGGAAGGGGAAGGGUACGGCUACACGUUCGCUAUUUUAGUGCAAGUGUUACUGUUCGUGCAUCUAGGGUAAAGGAGACUUUUUCGUACGUUGGCUUUAAUUCUUGGAUAUCAUUUGACAAUUCGAUUCAAAGCUUUCGAGAAGGAUGUCGUAGGAUGCAAGGUCCUUAAGUUUAAAUGUACCUGAACUUCUUAAAAUAUAGGAGAGAAAUUAUUUAUGGGCAUUAAAUAAAUUUAAUCCCUCCAAAAAAGAAACUUAACUGCAGCUUAAGAAACAAGUCUUUCAUUGCCCCAAAGUUGAUAGAGGCCGUUUUUAAGAGUCCUAUGUGAAUCGUGUAGUUUCUUAGUCCAAGGCGGCGUCAUAAAUUGAGACUUUUUUUUACAUGUUUUACCAUUUUUGACCUUUUUGCUACUAUUUUAACGUUAUACCAUGUAACAUAAGAUAAGUAAUAUAUAUCUUGUAAAGAAAGACAGAAAUCUGCUAUUAAUUUCGUCUUUGAUAGAUCGGCGUCACAACCUUUGUUAUCUAUUGGCGACAAGGAUCUGAAAGUUCAAGCGGGUUAUGACGUCAGCAUGAAUGAGGUAAACUUUAGAUACGCAUAUACACAAGGUUUAUGAUCAUUCCUCGCAGAAUUUUGAGGUAGAAAUCAUUUUAAGCUAAAACCAGGUGUUGUUUGUGUAAUUUAGGGGCAUCAAUAGUUUACAAUAAGUUUUCCCAGCGCGAAAUGUUUUGAAGGCAUUGCGGUAUUAUGUCUUUAGAGCAACUGUGACGUAUCCAAAAUCGUCUUACGUAGUUGUAAAAUUUACGUGCAAAACAAUCUACCUCUUCGCAUUUUGUGCACUGGCGUUGAAAGUCGAAACGUAACAAGCUAUAUCUCAAUUUGAAUUCACUCUGCUGUGAGGCAAAAACCUUAUCUUUAGAUUUCCCACCAAAACAUUAUUCAUAUCUUCAACCCUUUUCAUUGUGCAUAUUCUCCAUACUGUUCUCUGUACUUUUCCUAUGGCCCUGACAAGGAGAAUUUUUUAACAGUCAAGAGUUACUUGAGUUGGCGGUCAUUUCUGUUUUUUUCUCAUGGCCGUAAUGUUUUAAUCGGAAGUGAUGCUGUUAGGGGAAAUUGGAUGCUAGUCACUCCUAGGGGUUUAAGGGUUGAGGACCCAAAUAAUUUCCUCGUAUUUCCUGACACAACUUAAGCUGAAGACGUCAGUAGAAAUAGUUGGCGCCCAAAGAAUCGGUCUGUUGACUGGAGUAUCAUGUGGGGGCGAAGUAGCAUGGAUUUCUGAGUGUGAGGAAGUAAAUCAGUCUUCACACGAGCCUGGAGACAUUACUUAGUGCUGUACGCUUUAAUAUUGCGCUCACGAGGUUGGGAGACUGCUAUGUAACCUCAUCCCCACGUCCCUAUCUCUUCCUCCCCCGAGAAAGUAUAGAGAGGACUCUGGGAUCGAGAUUGCAUGACUGCUACGCUGGCCUCUAAGAGACCGUAAUGUGACUCAUUUAUUUUGUGGUUUUCUAAUAUUUGCUUGUUAUUUCCUUUCCCAAUGAUGUGCUUUGAAUACAGUUGAAUUACCAGCGUGAACAAGUCGCUGCCAUCAAAGAAAAGCAGCAAGAAAAACAUGAAAUUGAAGACAGCAUCCUUCCUCAGGUACAAAUAAAAAGUAUUCAUAUGCGUUCGUGAUAUUUUCGUAAGUUUUUCUCUAAUUUUCCAAAAAAAUCUUAAACUGGGUAUCUCAAAAGUUAUGAUGACGUUUUGAAGUCCUCUGAUUGUUGUAUGUUAGUGAAAAGACUGUUCGGGUCACAAAAACCAUUUAGAGCACUCAUGAAUUCAGGGUCGUUAAAUCAAGACCUAAACAAAAAUCACAAAGGACAUUUAAAAUGAAGGAAUAUAUCUCAAGGAGCCUAGGAUAGCUCAAGGUAAAAACGAGCCAACUGCCUGAAGCGUAAGAAAUCGAUAGUGAUCAAGACAUGAUUGGUUUACGUUUUGCCAACAUCUGAUUGGCGGAGGAGUUGGAGUAAUUUCUCAUGGCUAAUCAAGGAACGAAGGAAUAAAAACUCAUAGCAACAAGGCUCUGCUGUAUUCAAAUGACCCCCCCCCCCUUCUUAGCAGUCAAUUUUCCACUGUCCCGCCCUCCCUUUAUACUCUAUUAGCACGACUGAUCCCCACUCCGUUCUCCCUGAGAACCAUGUGUCUCCCAAAAUCCUCCACCCCCCUCCCCCCAGGUAAUAAAUGAUUAGUCCCCUAAAAUUGGUCUAUUACCUUUUAGGCUAUGAAAGAAAUCAUAUGUAUUCAUCAAAAAAGUAUCUUAGUCGCUGCAUAGUUUUUUUCGAGUGAAAGUCGCAGAAUACUGACUUUGCUACCAAAAUUAUAUAACUUGUAAAAUUCUUUGAUUUUGUAUAGGAAUCCUCAGCCCCAACGAAAACUACUCCCGCCGAGCACAGUACUGUUUUGGGUAAGUUGCUUCAGUAUAUGUGAACGACAAAAUUUUCUUUGUUUCUCUCGCUCACUUUGGCUAAGAGUGAUAGCCUGGGAACGACAGUCACCGCGCAAGUCCUUAUGGGGUUGUUCGGGGAGGACUCUCAUAGCUGUCAGAAUGAGUCAUACUUAGGUACACAGUUCAUAAUUUUAGGUUGUUGUUUUGUUGUUUUGUUGUUUUAAGACUUGUCUCACGAGUUGGAUACUGAUGAGGGAAGGACAGAUGCAGGUGAUAGUAUGUCGAUACAAACAGGCACAACUGGUCCAACAAGUCGCAGGUAUAACGAGUUCGUUGUAGUUGAUGAAAAAUUUUCAUGAUGAGUGGUAUGGAAUUGUUUGGUAUAAUUCAAGGGAAUGAGAACGAGUAGAACGAAAUGAGAUGAGUUAAAUGGAUAGAGGUAGAUUGGAUGAAAUAAAAUGAGACAGGACAAGAAAUGGGUGGGAAAUGGAAUGGAUAGAAUGUUAUGAGAAGGAAGGGUAAGACUGAGUGGAAUGGGAUACAAAAGGACAAGAUGAAGUGGGAUGUAAAUUUGAAUUUCUUCGAUUUCAUUUAUAGGAGAAUCCCUCACCAACGAAGAGUGAAGAAAAAGACUAAGAGAGAGUUGGUAUGUAAUAACCUUGUUUUAAAUUUGGUAAUUUGAAUGUCUCUCCUAGAAAUUCUUUUAUUCUUCGUUUCUUUAUUCAUUCGUUUAUUUAUGUAUGUGUUUAUUUAUUUGGUUCGGUUCGUUUAUUCAGGAAAGAGAACGGGCAAUAAGAGAAUUCUUGAAUCAACCGGCAAGGAAAUUAGUCAGGUACUGUAUUUAACGUGGAAUUCCACAAAAUGAGGAACUAGAAGUAAACAUACUCAGCGGUACAUGGUACAGUUAUUUGUCGCCGUGGGGAGGGGAAGGGUCAGACGAUUGGGGGAUCACAUGGUUUUUAGAGAGGGGGUGGUGGUGGGGAAUUUGUUGACCGGAACAGAGUUUGAAGAGGGGACUGGGACUGCCAAUGAGAGGCGGGGGGGAGGGGGAGGGGGUCAUUUAAAUACUACAGAGCCUUAUGGGGGAGAUCAGGUGAUGAAUAGUGACCGGUCCCUCAGUUUGAACAGGUUCGGUCCAGUCGUCUCAGACUGGUGUCAGAGAGACUUGAGCUUAGUCAAAAUAUUUUUAUCUGUAACAGAUGCAGGUCAUUCACUGAAGUGAGAUUCUUGGCCGAGGAAACAAUUACAGAAAGAAGGGAAAGCAUCAGUAUAAGGUAAGGUAAAUUGAAAGAGAAAACUGGUUCUUCACAGUCUUAAUUUUUAUUCGAACAAAUUUUGUUAUUGGGAAAAAAAAGGAUGUCAUGAAAAUUGGAAAAGCUCUAAAAAGGUAAUUUGAAAUAAAAGAAAUCCGACCAAUAAGCCGUGUUUCCACUCUCUUCUACAGCGCUGAACUGAUGAGAGUUAAUAGCGAACCUGCACUUUUUGACUUCGACAACGUUUUCAAAAACGAGUUCACCGGGUAUGUAUGUUAGAAUGGAGGAUGAUAUAGUAAUACUCAGCGCACAGGUCAAGGGAAAUGAGGUAGGCUUCGAGUGAAAGUUUCUAGUUUAGGAAAGAAAAAAUUUUACUAUCGCCAAGCACUUCAAAUUUACAGAGCCCAUCUCCGUCCAGCUGACACUUGUUUCUCGAAUUUCCCGGUAACUGAACGGGCUCGUAAAGCAGUUCUUUUUUCAUUUCAAGAUCGUGGUUUAAAAAGUUUUGUAAAUUCUACUAUAAAACUGUUAGUUAAAGAAACAAAAUAAACUUUUUAUGGUACAAGAACCUGCUUUUCUGUUCUUGAAAUUUUGAUUUUAAAAUAUAGCUUUAAGCCAGUUAAGUGACGGGGACUUUCGAGAAACGGGCUCUAGGACUCGAAGCUAAUAGUAUGAGAGCCGUCGCUAAAAUGAUGUGAAUUACUUGCUAGCGGCUAGCAUACAAUGUAGAGAGUGAACGAGUACUCUUACCGGGUUUAAUGCUGUAAAAAUAAUGAUAAGCUUUGGCAAUGAUGUUUUUGGGACCUAAACGAUACUAGGAGUGAACAAAUUUAUCCCAACAGAUCAGACAUAGAAAACUUUGAUGAAGUACGUGAACGCCUCUGGUAUGUUUGGUUUGACGAAGUUUAUCCUCCUACACCUGCAUUGCCCGAAAUAAAAUGUGAGUUGGUUACCAGUUGGUUGGUUUAUUUUUAUGAUAGCAGUUUUCAAUCAAGUUUCGAAAAAUCAAAAUCAACCAAUCAUAACAGAGGUCUACAUUAUCAUCAGCCAAUGAGAACUCAAAGUAAAAACAACAAGCUGCUUGAAGCGCGGGAAAAUGCGAAUGGUUUUAGUUUUGCAUCUAAUUGGUCGGGAGGAUGGUGCGAGGUUUCUGGACCAAUCACAGAGUACAGUUGAUUAAAAGCAAAGCAUUCUCGGAUUACUUUCGACACUGUAUCAAAAAAUUUUAGCUUAAAUCAGUUAGCUUACGAUUAUUUAGUUCUCGUCUUGGAUGGUGUGGUUAAACUCCCGAUGGUGGUUUUAAACAUCCAACUUCUCCUCACAAUUUCUAUGUAAUAUCCAUGGACUAGUUAUGAGAAUUGAUAAGGUUAUUGUCUAGAGGGUGUAACCUUGGUAAAGCAGGCAUGCAGUGGCAAGGUAUUCCUCGGAGUACAGGAAGUCGAGAUUUUCAGAUCCUUCUUGUUAUUAUAUGCUUCCCAAAAUUUAACGUUACUCCUUAAGUUUUUAUUUGUCAUGAUAGAAUCUGACCCUUCUUUAAUAAAGGAGCUCCAGUGCACGAUGCAGGCGCGCAAGUGGAGCCUUAAUUUCUCAAAGAAACCCUGAUAAACCCAAACAAACCGAGAAAAAGUGGUUAUCACGCGACGUGUGUACGUCAUUAUUUGCAUUCGGCUGUUCGUCCGCGCUGAAUUGUGACUGUAUUACGUUAGUUAUUUGCUGACCGCUGAUUUAAGGGACUGUCGGCGAAUUAACUGAAGUUCCCCUAGAAGGUUCGGUACAUUAUCUUUUAGUUUCCUCGUUAGCUGAAUAAUUCUCUUUUUAAUUGUUUUUGUCUUUUUUUUUUCCUCUAGUUGAUCUGCAGAGUUUUGCAUCUCCAAGACCACCGACUCCAAGGUAAGGCAAAAAUACGCAGUAAUUUUUUUACUAUAAUACUGUGGAUGAAACUGAGUUUUUUUUUUUUGUUUUUUUUGUUUUUUUUGUAGCAAGUCCUCAGCGGUAGUUAUUGACAAUAAUAUAUUGGACGAUAUACAAGUUAUUGAGCCGGAGAUUCAAAGCUCAGACCAAGAAUUGUACCAGGUAAGUCAGUCCCAAGUUUUCUUCUUUGUUUGCCUACUACGCCGAUACAGUUCACUUCUUUGGAUCAGUGUCGCUACCUGAGCAACCGCACACUUACCCCUCCUCUGAACCAAAUAUUAACCCUGACUUGUUAUCAGUUGACUAUUGUUAGGUCAGGGAAGGGAUAGCUGUGCAGUUUCCCACUUGGUGAGCAAAAGGCAAGAGGGUGUAAUAUCUAAGUGAACAUUGUAGUGGUUGCAACGUAGCAAAGACUAAUUCGAGAUUUUAUUAUUUAAACCUAUUUGUUGUUGUUGGUCAAGGAUAUAUUGGUUGUUUGAUUUUCUUAUGGAAUACUCUACUUCUAAGCCAGCACGGUGUUUGCGUAAAAUAAAUGGUAUUGCGCAGCAUGAAUCGCUAAACAGCUUUCUUACCUCAUCCGUAUUUCAACUGUAUACCUCUGUAGCGUUUUGUUACAAACUGUUGUGGGGAUACACUUCAUACUGAUCACACAUACAAACUUAAAACUGUACGAAGCGGCAUUUAGGUUUGGCGUUUAUACGAAUGUUAGCUUACGAGCAGUCCCUGCUUUUCUGCGAAGUCCAUCGCGCGAGUGAAAAAAAAUCCCAGUUAAAAAAUUCAGCAGGACCUUGCUCACUUCAACUCGAACUUCUUGGUAGCUCGAACAAGAUCCGAUUCCCCUUGACCCAAUUUUUCAGUUAUUUCUAUCAGCUAACUCCAACCAUUUCUGUUUCCCUCCGGUUUAGUUGAUUUUUAUUAACACUGCACACUCUCGUGUUCAUCUAGUUUCCGUCUCUUGAUUCUAACCAAAGUACUUUAUCCUUCGGUACCUCAGGCUCUUCAAGAGGAAGUCGACCGACUUACUGAUUUGAUAGACACAACUCAGGGAAAAGAAUCUUUAGCCAUUCAUUUAUGCCGACGAGGGGCUGUUUACCGAAAGGUACGAUAGACCAGGCACUGGAGCAUUGAAAAGCACAAGUGGGAUCUAUGAUCUGUUUGGUUUUUAUUUCCAUUGUAACCCUUAACUCCCAGAUCAAUUUGUAAUUCUCCUUACUGUCAACCAUACAAUUCUUAUGAUGUUAGUUCAAAGAACUAACUUGGAUCAAUCAAUUAUCCCCAAAUUGAUAUUUUUCUUUAUUCUCAUCACUUAUCUGGUUGAUAUUGUCUUGAUAUUGUAAGGAGAAAUUCUGUAUUGGUCACUCGUGGGAAUAGAAGGGUUAAAAAGACUAGUACGUGUUCCUAAGAUAUUUCGGGCUGGUUUUGGUUUAUACAGAAUUGCCGUUAAUUGGAAGGAAAUCUGCUCAAUUGUUGUUUGCUGAAGGAGAACAGCAAUGAGGAGGUUUUUAAUAAAUCAAAAGGUGACAACAGUGGUUGAGGAUGGAGAAGAUAAAAGCGAAUUGGAAAUGAUAAAAUAUGUGGAAAAACGUAUGCUCAUUCUUUAAGCUAGGCAAGCCGUAAGGUAGCUAGCUACCUUUCACAGUCCUUAGAACUUCAUGGUCCGCCAUUUGUGCCCGCCAAUCGGGUAUGAAACUAGAGGCAACGUUGGCGUGGAACCUCUGACAUUUACUCCUAAGAUAUGGUGUAGACUAGCAACAAAAGAUAAACCAACGACAGGGUCACUUCUCUCCCGCCUUUUUGAAACCAGGUGCUUUCUUGACUUGUUUAAGAAACACCUUGUUGGAUCAUUGUUAGUUUCCCUGCCUUUGUAAGGUAAUUUCCUGUGGAUGUGGGCACAAGAAUGUCCUGCAUUUUCCUGCGCGCCACAUCCUCAGCAUCAUGAAUUUCUUUGGUGUAAACCCAUUAAGUUUGUUGUUUUUUAGGCGACUAUUUUCAUAUUUGCAAUAGAUAUUACUUUUACUAAAAAUGGACACUCGGAAAGUGUUGUUUCAGUUAUCGAAUUUUAUUUUUAUCUACAGCUUGGAUAUCUAAAGAAAGCUUGGGAUGACUUAAACAGGUGAAACAACGAGAAAUGAUUUUUCAUUUUGUGUCAUAUUUAGUAACGUAUUUUUUGCCCAUUUCAAUCCAGUUUUACGGUUGAAUCUGUAACUGGAUUAACUGCGUAAAGUUGGAACUCGCCCCUACCAAUUGUUUUUGCUUCAAUUGCAGAUCUAUUGAACUGGAACCAAAACUGCUGGACGCGUAUUGGCACAGACACCUGCUUCAUCUUCUACAAGAUAACAGAAAGGUACUGUCUAUUGAAAGACAAGCAGUACGCGUUUUAUGUUGUCCCCGCAAUGCGCGCACAAUCCAUCUUGGUUUGUCGACCAACAACGUAUGUAUUCAAAACCGCUAGAUCGGUUAUAUUUAACAAUUAUAUGUCCAAGCGUUCUUUAUGCUUCUUUGGCUACAUAUAUCUACAUUUUCUCCGUAGAGCAGAUACUGUCAAUCGAGUCUUUUCUUGAUUACAGGUAUCUCAUUUGCUAUUGGUGCUAAAACUAUUCGCAACCAAUUUUGUUGUAUCUUGUUGUUGUUGUUGUUGUUGUUGUUGUAUUGUUUAUAUCCUUGCGUAUUAUAGUUAGCUUUGGAGGACUUGUCUUUCAUCAUCAAGAACAACAGCAGUCAAGCCCGAGCAUUUCGAUCCAGGUUCGUUUCAAUAGAGAUAGACAUAGGCAAACAAUAGGCAUAGUAAAACCGAAUAACAGUUGGAUCGCUGAUUAAGCUCCGCUAUCGCAGUUACCUUCUGAAGCAUUAAAGGAGACUUGACGGAAGACGCUUUGUUGUAAUUCUCUGUAUUGUCCGUUACCGACGCAAAAAGAGAACCAUGAGUUCCGCUGAUUAUGGCUUACUAUGAUAGUAAAAACAUCAAAACGCGAUGAAUGAACGGAAAGGAACAAGGGUGGAAAAAGAAAGCGAGACAACAUUCUGAAUUCCAAUUCAACCUGGAAACAGUGGACAAGAAGAGCAACCUCGCGGAAUAUCAACUGUUGAAUUAUUAUUAUUACUACUAUUAUUAUCAGUAUCAUAAUAAUUAUUAUUAUUGCAUUAUUAUCAUUAUUAUUAUUUUAACAUUGACUAUGAAUGACUAACUCUUUCAUUAUUCACUAACCGCAACGCCAAGCUCUGUUUAACGUGAUUUUGACAGAGAAAGCGAGAAAUUCAAAGAAAUACGGUAGAAAGAGGUGUAGACAUAAAUCAGUGCGAGAGGCACUUGUAGAUAAAGAACUUCCCAGUUUUGCAUCUGAUUGGUUGAGAAAGUAGUCCGAGUUUUCUAUACCAAUCAGAGAGCGAAGAGAAGGAAUCAUUCAACAUGCAAUGUUAAACUGAAUCAUUAACAAGGUGGUGUCAUCAGUGCCCAACAAGGGAGGGGGUUGGGAGCAUACUUAACAGGGCUAAUCCUGAUCAUUUGUGGUUUUGACCGUUUAGCAUGAACUGACCACUGUUUCUCUAACCUACAGAGCGGAACUAUAUCGGCAAGAAAACGAUGCAACAAUGGCCAUUGUCAAUUACUCCCAGGUAAUACGGAAAUGAUGCCACGAUAUUUCUGUUUUCACGUCCUUAUGGAUUUUAAUUCUACGUGCGAAUUGAAUUUACUGAGUUUAGUGAUUAAUUGUAGGCGAUCAGGUUGAAUCCUGAUGAUGCCGAGACCUACUACCAGAGAGCAGCUAUGUUUAAAAUGGUGAGUAUGCCGACUGCUUUUUCAAGGUUGAGUCAUUCUCGGUUAGAUCUUAGAUUUCAUCGAGAUCUAAAUAAAAUGGCACUUUCAGUCAUUCUGUAGGUUAAUUUUUUGUUUGUUUUUUUUAUUAGUUUGUCUCUUUUUUUUUUUAAGCGUGGCGAUAUGAUUUUAGCUCUUGAGGAUUAUAAGAUUGCAGCGAAGCUUUUGCCUUCGAAGACGGAUGCCAUGUUCGAGAUAGGCCUGUUUCGUUUUCAAAACGAGUGAGUAUCGAAUUCAGAUCGAUCUUGUAUCGAUUAUCAAUUGCCUUAUUACGAUCUUAUUGGAAACACUGAAAUAAUGUAACGCAGCGGAUAUUUCCCGUUUGAACGGUGUCUGUUGUUCUUGAGAAAGGUAUUUUGAUUUCGUAGUGCUUCUUUCUACCCACGAGAGCCACGAGGCAUUUUAAUGCCUCUUUACAGUCCACGGGAAUUCAAAAGUAUUAAAAGACUUUCCUGAUUACUUUUGUCUUGAUAUUUGCUAAACACAGAAACUGGACUGCUGCCCUUAGAGAUUUUACAGAGAUUCUCCAGCAGGACCCAGAAGACUCGAAGGCUUAUACUUACAGGGCAAGAGUGUAUGCCAAGAUGGUAUGUGUAAUGAAUAGAUUUUCCGUGCUUAGAGCCUAAUUAGUCAUUGCUGUCUUCGUAAAAGGAGCUUCCGUAAAAUGUCUUUCUUCCAUGCGUCACCUGACUGUGUUUAACUGUUGAAAUAUCUGAGUUAAUGCAAAAGUUCCCUAACUCCCUCCCCCUCAGCAAUGUUACAGCUUCUUUGAGGAACUACACUUUUCCUCAAUCUUAGCUUGAUAUUGAGUCAGUUUAAUUCUGCCUUUUUAUUGUUUCCCCGGAAUACUUUCGGCAUUCUUGUUCGGUAACACGCUCAUCACAGCGGUCAUCACAAAGGCAUCAUGCCCAAAGGUCUCUUUCCAGACUCUUUUGGUCCAAGAAAAAGCGUCUCUUUCGGAAAAUUCGGAAAUCACCAGCGUGGUUUCGGGGACCGAUAAUGUAACAUUUAGGAAGAAGCUAGUUUCCUUACCAUACAGCAGCUUCUCUUAUGUGUAGAAUUUCCGCUUUGUUGCAGGAUAACUUCGAGGCUGCAUUGAAAGACCUAGCCGCUGCUGUUCAUUAUGAUCCUAACAAUGCAGUGGCAUUCUAUCACAGAGGAUGUUUGUUGAGAAAGUAAGAAAUAAAAAAUUAGAAAUAAGAAGUUAUUCUGUGUUGAAAUUUCAAAAGAGGGGCCCUUCAAAAACUGUUCCAACUUUACUGUUUUAUUCCAGAGUACAUUCGAGGAGAGCUCUGCAGGAUUUGAGUGUGUCUCUCCUUCUUGAUAGCUCUGAAGAUAAUGUCAAAGCAUUUCUGCAUCGGGGAAUUUUGUACACCGACUUGAAAAGGUAAGAGUAAGUCCUAGAGACAACUUGCGCACACAAAAGGAGUUUAUCCUGGGUUACUCACCAUGAAGCAAGUGAAACUGGAGCAAUCUUUCAUUGAGUGUAGAAUGUACUCCUGGAUUGCUUUCUUUUAGCUCCAGUAAACUCGCGCCACUCUUUCAACCAAUCAGAUGCAAAACUUAAAUCAAUCACGAACUGGUCACACGCGUUUUCGCGCGCUUUAGGGAGUUUGGUUGGUUUUACUUUAAAAUUUCAUUGGCUCUUAGAGAUAAUUUCCUUUCUUCCGAUUGGCUGUUGUGAUUACUUUGGUUUUGGUUUUACGACACUCAAUCAAAAUGCGCUCUAGUUGUGCUCUUCCUGAAAGGAAAAUACGUCUUACAUCACGAGUAAGAUUCAAACUUGUAGGAUCCUACAGGUCAAAAUAUCUCUUUUGUGGGAGAACCUUAGGUUCGAGCCUUAGAAAUGGUCACCGGGUUAUAUUCUCGGAUCACUCUAGUCACUCUUUCAGUGCCUCUCUCCAAGUAGGAAAUAGAUGGUUCGAGUGGUAUCUGGAGUUUCGCUGAAUUGCAAGUUCGUCCGCUACAAAUUCGCUCCCAUUUUGAAGGGUUCUAAAGUCUUUCAACUCGUUUCCAUAUAGCAAAUGGUGAACCUUUCCUAACGGCUCGAUCAACGUGUAAAUUUGUUACUGUAUCAACUAACGUGCUUAGGGCAAAGGUGCUACAUUGCACAUGUCUUUAUGUAACUGGGAACCUGAUCUAAUGCGUUGUCAUGGGCUUGCAGCUAAGUUAUCCACUGGUCCAUCUUUAUCUUUCAAAUUGUUCACGCUAAGGGCAAACUCUGGAUUGACUUUUAAUUACCUUUUAUUUAUUUUUUUUCGUCAUUUUUCAGAUGGGAGGAUGCUGUUCCUGAUUUUGAGGCUGCUCUUCAACUGGAUUCCAAUUUAGCUAGUGCUCAUGUCAACAUCGGCUUGAUUUAUAUCAUCAAAAACAGCAAUUACCACAAGUGAGCUCCUUUUUCCUCUCUUUAAAAAGUGAUGUCUUAAGCUAGAUCCUUUUUUACCGCCACGUUAGCUAUCUUGAGUAAAUAGAGUCACCAACCUCGAACACCAUGUAAUACUGUAAUUGAAAUGGCUGUCGCAAUCGUAAAAGGGUUUAUUUCAAAUCAAAAAAUUCCCUUUUGAUAAUUCCACUUUUGCUGUUUUCAUUAGAGCUGUUCGUCGUUACACAGCAGCCAUUCGAGUGGAUCCGACAUACAUCAGAGCUUACAUCUGCCGAGCCGAGGCUUAUCACAAACUCCACAUGGUGGGUUACAAGUUUGUCUGAUGGAAUUGAAAUUGCGAUUAGGUUUGAUUGGUAGAAAAAAAUUGUUUUAGGCGUGUUGUACCAUGAGUAAAUUUACUGGCACGCAAAUUGGCCGUUCAGCUGGGCUUUUUGUUUUCUUGUUUGGUAUUUUGUUUGUUUUGUUGGUAUCAAGAGCGGGUUUUAGAUCGAGUGUCGAGAAAAUAAUCUCAUAGUGCCGAUAAGAACAAAAGUAAAAUUAACAUCAAAAGCAGCCAAUACAAAGUUUUGGUGAAUACAGGCAAAUACAGGCCAACCCUCAUCAACUUGUAGAGACUAUCAAGAGCCAUUGUCAACUCAACCUUGAUCUGGCUUCUUACUAUCGUUAUGUUUUCCAGACUCAAGAUGCCAUUCUGGAUUAUACAAGAGUCAUUCACAUGAGACCGGACGUAUCAGACUACCACAUGGCCAGGGUAAGUGAAAAUAUUAACAUCCUCCUCAUUUCGAUUUAAUAAUUUAGGCGGUGAAGAGAAAAAAAUGUUGCUGAAUUUUGCAAGAAGCGAAGUGACGUACUACGUGGUGGGAAAUGAGGAGAUGGGAACCGUAUAUUAGUAUUUGGCUGAGUACACGACGUAACAAGUCAGUGGCGUUGCUAAGCGACAUAAUGUAAUUUGACGAUGUCGCACAACACAGCGGUUGAACUUAGAGCAUGCGCCAGGAGAUCAAUUUUGCCCGUCACAAGCCAAUUUCCUGCGCCAAAUUUGAAAGGCAAAAAAAACAUCGUUAUUACGCAAAAUAUGCAAAUAAAAUUUAAAAAAAAUUGACGGAAAACUGUAAAAGGGAGCAUAAGGAAGGAAAAGGAAAACUCGAAACUUUUCGAACACAAAGAUUAUUAAAUGACGGGAUAAUCUGUCGUUUUACCAUAUUUGUAGUGAACUUUAUCAAAGCAUUUAAACGGUUUCAAAUCACCACGACUCACUGGCUUGUGUAGUUGUUUAUGACUCCUGUAUGACAUCUUGGCUCUGAUAACCUGAAAGCACUUCACCAGGACACGACAACGUUUGCACAUGCGUAGACGUUUAACCUCUACGAUAGUGCCAUGUACACGUGAUAGUCUUUGGAGGUCUCAAUAACGGUUUUGUAUUGAGAUCGAAUCGCUAAAAGUGAUACUCGAUUGUGCUUAAACACCCAUCUCUGUGUGAGGUGGAAGGGGUCCUCUUGAAUGCAUGAACUAAAGAAGGGUUUGUAUUUUCAGGGAAAACUGUUAUUGGAGCAAAACAAGUUAGAGCUUGCAAGUUUUCACGUCAGGUCUGUAGUCUUGUCUCUCUUUGAUUCAUGAUUGUGUUGUCCAAGUAAUGGCAAGUCUCUUUAACCUCUGAAGCCUUGCUUUGUAUUGAGUUUCUCAUGAAGUCUUUUACUACAUUAGGCAAGCUGCAGACUUGAACCGAGGUCUGGGAGCAUCGGCAACUCAACAAGCAGUAGUUCAAAGCUUCUUGAAAAAUUUCGACCAGGUAAUAUAAACUUAUCACAGCCAAGGAAAUGUUCGUUGAGGUCGAAAAGGCCAGUAACCUUUCUUACCACCCAUGACGUAUCUGCUCUCCAACUAUCAACCUGUGUCUCUGAUUCAAAUUUCGCAAAGACUUUUGCGUCAAUCGUUCCUUCGUCCCUUCGUCCCUUCGUCCCUUCGUCCCUUCGUCCCUUCGUCCCUUCGUCCCUUCGUCCCUUCGUCCCUUCGUCCCUUCGUCCCUUCGUCCCUUCGUCCCUUCGUCCCUUCGUCCCUUCGUCCCUUCGUCCCUUCGUCCCCUCAUCUCUUUGUCCCUUCGUACCUUCAUGCUUUCGUACCCUUUGGCCAUCGUUCCUUCGGCGCUUCGUCCCCUCGUCCUCACGUUCAUUCGUGCCUUCGGCCCUUCGUACCUGCGUUCUUGUGUCCCUUAGUGCCUUCGUGCCUUCGUGCCUUCGGCCCCUACUUCCCUUCGUCCCUGCGUUUCUGUGUCCCUUCGUGCCUUCGUUCCACGUGUCUUCGUGCCCUCAUUCCCUUCGUCUUUUCGUCUCAUCUCUCUCUUGUUCCUUCGUCAUUUCGUCCCUUUGUGCUUUAUAUGCCUUCUUUCGAAUUUCUCCGUUCACUUGUUUAUCCUACUUAUUAUGACUUUUUUUCUAGGCCAUUGAAGUUCUUGAACGAGCCACCCGUGUGAAACCUGUAGCUCCAUUGUUUAUUCUAUUGGGUAAGACCAACAUGAAGGCCAAGAGAUUUGAGAACGCCAUCAGGAGUUUUGAAAGAGCCAUCGACAUCAUGGUGAGUUUCAACUAAGUCUUACCUUGUGGGCCACACUCUACUGCAUCUAUUGUAACGAUAUGGAAAGCUGAAUAAAUCUAGCCGUAAAAUUAGUCUUUAGUCUCUGUUAUUCACCUUCUCGUGUGGAAAGGCUAGGGUUGUAUUAGCAUGUGUGACCACUGAUCAAUUGCUCCAUUGGUAUGACCCGUGUGGAACACAUCGGUACUCCCUGAGAAAUUGCAUGUGGGAGUUCUCUCUGGUGCUAUUGAUUAGCUUCUCUGUUUUGUGGGAUGGGAAUGUUAGAUAUGUAUUUUAAUAGCUAGAAUAAAUGAAUUUUUGUGGUUUGUUGUUGUUGUUGUUUGUUAUUGUCAAGGAUACAUACGGGUUUUGAUCUGAUUUCAUUCAAUUUGUUUCCUUAGACUCCAUGGAAUCCUCGAGUGGAAAUGCCAAUGGAAGCUGCAUCUGUUCAUUUCCUGAUUGGCAUGUGUCAUUCAGAGCUUGGGAGGCCACUCGGUGCUCUUGACGCUUUUAAUAAUGCCAUUCGAGUGAACCCAGAUUUUGCAGAGGUAUUUUAAGAACAAAGACAGAUGUCACAAAGAGCCAAUGAGGACUCAAAUUUGAAAACAAACCAAGUUCGUGCAGAAAAUUUGUGCCACCCUGUUAACCACUUAACCAAUCGCGAGUUGUUCCCGCGCUCUAGACAUUUUGCUCGUUUUUACUUUGAGUUCUGAUUGGCUCUUUAAGAUAUGUUCCCUUCUUUUGAUUGGCCGGUGUGAUAACUCGGUUUUUCUGAUUUUACCACACUCCAUCGAAAAUUUCUAAAAUUUCUCUUCAUUGGAUAGUCUUUCUUACUCUAAUCCCCUACUCGAUUUACAUUUCCAAGAUGAGGCGGAAGGGAAUUUUUGUGCGUGUAGUAGGAAAAAAAAUUAUCCUGAAUAUUGAGCUAAAAGGUUUUCGUACCUUUGACAGGCUUUUUACCAGCGCGGACUGACGAAGAUGAAGUUAAAGCACGCCAAAGGAAUCCAUGAUUUUAACCGAGCAUUGGCCAUCAAGCCAACACUUUUCCAGGUCAGCGGUAUUUGAGUGUCGUAGAAGUUCUUAUUACUUCCACAGUUAACUAACGAACCUAUGGAUGUAGUCUUGUAGUCUGAUCAAAACGAAACCUACUUAAAUUUACUGGAAAGCUGUCUAAAACUGCUCCCCUUUCUGUUUUCACUAAGUUAGACCGAUGCAUGUGUACUCUUAGGAAAAUAGACUUGUUUUUAAGGUCAUUUCUUUUUAUAUAUGCGAUUGUUACCAUCUAGUGUUCUUACAUGCAUCUGAGGUCUUUUCUCGUGCACGGUUUCAUCUGCCUACAGUCUAAUAAGUUUUGUAGCGAAAAGAUCCUUCCCAUAAGCUCCGUACUCGUAGAAAAAAAAGAAUUUAAUAAAAUUAGCUGAAGGUGUCUUUAAAGGCAAGGUUGAAGCUUAUGGAUGUGUCUUGCGUUUUCCAUCGGGUCAGCGUACACUAUUUUAGCUCCCCUUCCCAUAUCACGAGAUUUCAGCUCAACCACGUGUCUGUUACUGCCUGCAUAAGAAGGAGAUGGGGGUGUAAGUAGUCCACUAUUUUGUCUAGGAAUGGACUUUUACGCCUGAUUUCAUUUUGCGAGUUCCGUGUCGUAUUUGAUUGCUCCUUAGGCAUUUUUGAGUCGGGCAGCUUACUAUGGUCUGAAGGGACGCUACAGUAAAGGAAUCAUGAGCUGUAAUGAGGCCAUUAAGCUACAGCCUCGCAGUGUUAGGGCCUACCUCUACAGGUUUGUUGCUUGCCAAAAAAAAUACUUUUGUGAAUUUUUAUUGGUUUGCUGCGAUAAAAACUCUUUGUGUUGCGAUAUUUUAAAACACGAAAAAAAGCUUUUAAUGUCAGAACUGUGACAAUGUGAUAUACAACACUGAAUGAUUUGAUGAACGAAUGGACUAACUUGCGAAAGAACAAAGCAUGAGCGGAGGACGAAAACGCAAACGAGCUGGUGAACGAACGAAAAACAAACAAAUAAGGGUAUAAAUCUAUGAAGAACCGAAAUAAGGAAUUAUGAACGUACGAACGCACUACGAACAAGUAGACUAACUUAUGAAUGAAAUACAAGUGGAUGAAACAUUUGAGACACGAAAGACAAACAUAUAACAAGCGCCAGGUUGAAGCUUAUGAAAAUAGAGAUGUGCCUUACUGUAACCUGCAGGGGAGCGUUGAAAUACAACAUCAAAGCUUUCAGUCUGGCAGUAAAAGAUCUCACAGAAGCUGUGGCAAUCGACUGUAAAUGUUCACUGGCUUACUUCAACCGUGCGGUUUGCUACUAUGAAAUGAGAUUCUUUCAGAAGGUUGGUACAGCUUGGUGAACAACUGUUUGAUUAGAAUUCAUACCUACGUCUACAAUAACCUCUAGUAUUUUAGAAAAACAAAUAUGGUAACCUGUGAAUUAGGUUUUCGAAUAAGGAAAGAUGUUAGACGUUUUGCUUCAUGCGUGGGGCAAACGAAAAUUCUCCUCGACGUCCAUGGUCAAAAAUAUAUAUUCAAACAAAGGGCUCACGAGGAACUAACGCGCAAACGUCAGCUUUGGAAACACCUAACGAUAAUCAAUUUACAUGAUAAACUCUGUUGAUAAAACCAGAUUAUCUUGUCGUAUAUAUAUUCCAAUGGUAUAAUCCAAUGGUAUGAGGUUCGAUUCCUUUUGGGGUCUCAGAUUUAUUGCUUUGUUCCACACUCGAGAAAAACUAAUAACACCUUUCUUACGCCCCAAUUUUUUUAUCGCUAAUCCCUAGGCGCUGAUGGAUUAUGGAACAGUAAUGCUACUUGAAGAUGCUCCUAAUAUUAAGGUGAGUCUGUGUUUAAACCUAAAAACUCUGGGAAGUUUUCCAUGUGACAUGCGGCGUGCUUUCGGGCUUUCAGGGUCAAGUAGAAUAAAACUUACGGUGUUUCUAAAGCGUUUAACUUUUUUUUAUAAAGUUAAAAAAAAUGGUUAUUUAGCAGGAAACCCGUAAUCAAGUAAGCUGUGCGUUCAAAUAGUUUCAAUUUUUUCUUUAAAUUUACUUGCGUUUACAAAUAUCGUGGACUCUUCCAUCCAACCCCCUCCCCCUUCCAUAUUUUGUGUGGAGGAGGUUGUUUGUUAUGUUUUUCUUGGAUACUUUGGGCGAGAAAUUGGCGCGUGAUCAGCCGAGAUUGAUUUCUUUGCGCAUGCUCGACGUUUUACCGCCGUGUUGUAGGGCUAACGGUCGGUUCCUUCCUCCCUUCUUUGGCUUAAGUUUUCUGUUGUCCUCGUUUUUCUGUUCCGAUAUAGGUUCUGCAGAAUCGAGGAUUGCUUUAUUACGAAAUAGAUGACGUGGAAAAUGCAUUACAAGAUUUCCUAGCUGCUGCCAAGGUACCCUAGAGACUUUCUUUUAGCGCCUCUGGUCAUUCUCUUUGUUUCGUGUGCAAAAAAAUAAAAUAUGUCAUUUUUUGUCUUUCCUUAAGGUGUCGCCAGCCAACCCCCAUAUACGUCACACACUGGGUCUUUGUUAUCACAAGUGAGUGGUGUUGGUCGUUCCUAUGCGGAGUAGUUAGCAAAAAACAAAAAGAAAAGUAAAAGGAAAGAAAACGCUGGCUGUAUCUUAGCGUGCGAGUCGGCGUUCAUUAUAAGUGUUUCUGCGCGUGCGUUUCUUUGUCUGCGGGAAAGUAUGGGGCCUGGAGCGGAGCGAGCCGACGAGAGAUCUGCAAGGGGCGUAUAUUAAUGCCAGCCCCCGGCUAAACUCUCCCCGACUCGUCUAAAAUCUUCCCGCGGGCGAAAACUGCGCGUCCUGCAGCGCUUAUAACGAGUGCACGCUAGUUGUAUCUUUACCUAGCUUACUAUGGAGGUUAUGACUUCGCUUCCACCCCCAACGAAAUCCAAACAGGGUUAUCGUUUUAAUCUCUGUUUUGCUGCCGUAUGUAGCCAAAGUUUCUGUUAAUCAGAAGCCUCGUUCAGUAUCACUGCUUUGUUGGUUUCAUAUGAUAUACACAGCAAUCACUAUACCUGUCUUUACACUCCUCUGUUUAAUGCUUUACCCAGGUUAAACCGCUUGGAGGAAGCUGUUUCGUCUUACAACGAUGCUCUUCGUAUCGAUCCGUUCUUUGUUGAAGCAUACAAUGGGCGUGGAAAUGCAUUGAUGGACUUUGGACACGAAGAUGGAACUAUUCUGGGAAGGCGAGUACUAAGAUACUUUCUCUUAUUUUCCCAACCAUCUGCCAACAUGUUCACUUAAUUAUUUACUUGUUUGUGUUCCUGCUUCCUCACUCUAACCCCUAUCUCCUGUCUUCCCAUUUAACCGCUCUCUUUCUACAUUCUGUCUAUAAGUCCGCCCCAGCCCUCUACCGGCCUUCACUUCUCGGCUUCCUCUCUAAUCAAAAAUGCAGAGGACCUAUUGCAGAAGAGUUUGUCUCCCUAACUUAUGGAGCAAACAAGGCAACAGGAAGUUUUCUACAUAAUGGCUUGCUAUCGACCUGUUCAUGUUACCUUUUAUUUCAGACAUGAUUAUUUAAAGGCUCUUCACGUGGACCCACUGUGUUUAUCUGCACGAGUGAACUUGGGCUACAAUUUGCAGGUAACUAAUAUAAAGUGGCUGUCAAGGAUUGAAGAAUUGCUAGAUUAAUUGAUUGCCAAUUGCUUACGUACUUCCCUUCUUCACAAGCUGCCUCACUGACUGAACGACGAACUGACAGACUGUGGUACUGACUGUUUGUGUGACUUGCGGAAAGGCUGAUUGACUAACUGAUUGACUGACUGCCUGUCAUAAAAAUAAGGGCAAUUAUCAUCAUAGGGGUUUCUUCAUGUGCGUGACUUUUUUAUGCUUGAAGAGUGUGGAUUUACUGACUGACUGACGAACGGACUGACUGACUUACUGACAGAUUGACUGACUGACUGGCUGAUUGACUGACUUACAGAUUGAUUGACUGUCUGAAUGACCGGCUAUCUGACUGACUGACUGAUGGACGAACAAACAGGCAGACGGACGGACGAACGGGCGGACGGACUGACCGACUGACUUACAAACUGACUGACUUAUUGACUGAGUGACUGAGUGACUGGCUGGUUGGCUAACUGACUGCCUGAUGGACAGACGGGCGGACAGACGGACGGACCGACUGACUGAUUGAUUGAUUGACUGACUGACUGACUGAUAGAUUGUCUUUCUGUCUUGCUUAUUAUCAGUCUGUCUGUCUCUAUCUGUGACCGGCUGACUAACUAGCUGGCUAUCCGAAUGAGUCAGUGACCGAGGAACAGAGAAAGAGAUUGAAAAACUGUCUGAAUGGGUAAUAUAUUAAACAUUCGACUGUACGUUCAUGGAUAAUUUGGUGGAUUAUCUCAACUGAUUCCUUUCGGUUCCUUAUCAGGUUGAAGGAAAGUUUCAAGCGGCAUGGAACCAGUUUUCUGCUGCAAUAUCCAUUAAUUCAGGUCGGUGAAAUGAAAAUAAAUUGGUUUGUAACACUGGACUGGUGGUGUUUGUGUUUUUUUACAACUUAAAUGUUUGAAAUGACAUGCUGUUCUGUCUCGAUAUUUUCUGUAAAGGCAACGUGGUCGAGUUGCUCAGGGUGCUAAGUUUGAAAUUUUUGGGAUCCCAGGCUCAGAUCUUCCACUCUGUCACUCGACUGAAUCUGUUUUUCGGUAGUCCUGCUUUUGACUCCUUCGCUGCCCUCUUUUAAUCCUCUAAUCUCUGAGGGUGACUCCAAUCUAAUUUCCCCCUACAGUGUUACUGCUGAAUCACUCACUAAGGUCACGAGAAUAGAGGAAAUGAUCACCACAAACUAAAGAAACUCUUGACUGUUCAACAAAUUCUUUAUCUCAGUUCCUUAGGAAAUGUAUAGAGAACAGUAGGGAGAAUAUGCUUACUGAGGCUGUAAAGUCUAAUAUAACGCCCAUCUGUUCGAAUUCUUAACCGUUUCUUUUCUCUCUGGCACGUCGGGUUAUAUACUCACAGUGUCUCGAAAGUUACUAAUUGUAUCGUCCCUUAGUGUAAUUUUUGUGUUUCUUUUCGUCUUCUUUUAGCAUGCCAGUCAGCUUUGGAAGGCCGCGCUGUUGUAAACUUACAGAUGCGAAACACGUUUGGUGCCUUUGUUGAUAUGAAUGACGCUAUCAAGGUACACGAAUACUGUCUUGGAUUGUGUAUUGUUAUUAGAGUAGGAGUUGUCAUUUUUCUAUUUAGAAGUUGUCGCUAACUAAUUGCCCUUGUUGUUCGAUCAGAUUUCUAAGACUGCAGAGUUGUUGACGAAUCGUGGAGUAGUGCAGCAGGUGAGUACCUCUUUAUCUCCCAACUAGAGCUUAAUCUACAAUUAGUGGCUUAAGUAUUCGGUUACUUUCUUUCAACCUUUUUGUAUUACUCUUCAACUAUUCGCCUUUCUCUCCCCACCCAAAGGAAUAUCAAAUGAGCUUCUCUACAUUUCCAUGCGGUUUGAUUCAACAUUGUAUGGUAGGGAAGGGGGCAUUGUUAGAUGUUAUCAGGUUUUUUCUUCGGUAAGAAGGAUGACCCGAGUCAAUCUCGAAGAGAACCACAUGCUAGUGCAGACUGACAAACCGUGUUCUUGUAAAUUGUGUAUCUUUAAUUUAGGAUUCCCAGCGGUGUUUCGACCUGGGCUAGAAUUCAACCCGUGCUCGUGUGAAGAGGCCCUUAGAGGUGGUUUCUGAAAAAUUUUCUCUCUCGUUUUUCACAGUUCAUGGGAGACUUGGUGAAUGCCAUCCGCGAUUACCAAGCGGCAGUUAAAACAGAUCCAUCGUACGCUCUCGCUUAUUAUAACGCCGCUAAUGUCUACUUUAGACAGAGGCAAUUCAAGCAGGUGAGUGAAAUUUUCAUUAGUAGUAAUUUUUCCUGUGCUUUUACCUGGAAAGUUAAGAUUUUGAUACAGUUAUAAUCAAGGGCUCAUCAAAAGCUGGUUAUCGGUGGUCUGUUACCGCCUAUAAGACUUCUUAUCGCCAUCUGUUGAACCUGCGAAGCCUCUCGUGUUUGAGUUUCACCUUACGGCCCCUUUUUCGGGCGCAGUCGUCUAUUAAACCAUCGGCAGCUGCUUGUGGAAAAGUUACCGGAACCUCUGAUAUAAUCCUGUUGGGCUAAAGCUGUUACCAUUCGUAGCCCUGGCGGACUCGUUUGCGUUCUUGUGUGACGUCACUUGUUUCCAUGGAAACUGACCUUGUGUUGUGCUUUUGUCCGUGCGUCAUACUCCAUGUUGUUCAGGCGAGUAAACGCUCGAAGUAGGCCCAAUAUUGACAUACAAUUUUUUUUCUUUUAAAAGGCCCUGAACUACUACGACAAGGCUUUGUCUUGGUAUUCUGAAGACGAAUCUGCAGUACUUAACAGAGCUAUAACGAAGGUGCGUUAUUCGUGCACAGCGGUCAAACGAAAACGCGCAACUCCAUAUUCUAUCAUUACUGCUCAUGUUCUAUAAGUUUCAAUUGUUUCUGUUGUUACGUUACAAAACAAUUAUUUUUAAAUAAAUGUCAUUCGUUUUGGUAUUUUUUUUUCUACACAGGUGAUGAUAAAAGACACCCGAGGAGCGAUACAAGAUUUCAACCGAGCAGGUAUUCUGUGGGGAAAUUUCUUUAGCAAAAGCCAGUUAGGUUUUUAAUGCGCGGCACACGAUAAAUUGCGCUCUGGAUCGAAUGGUGCAGGCCCUGGUUAAAUCAUCAGUGUCGUGUUCUUUUACAAAACAUCAAGUGUUUUUACUCACAGUGUCUCUCUCUACUUAAGGGUGUAAAUGAAUGCCGGUGAAAUGUCAAAGAGACUUGACGCAAUUCCUGGGGAUAAUCAUGCUUUUAAAGGGAGCUAGCAAAAAAAACGUUCAAAGUUAAAAUUUUAAAAAAAAAUGUAGUUAAGUAUUUUCGAGAGAGAAUCACUCCUAACGUAAAAUGUCUUAGGUAUUAAUAACGUCUAUAAAAGUCCUUCCUAUAUUUAAGUCUUAAACUAAGCCGUUAUCCUUCUUUCUGUUUUAAGCACUUACAAUGAUUCUUUUUAUAUUUAUAGUGGAGCUGAAUCCGUACGCUGCUCAUCUGUACUUCAAUCGAGCAAACCUUUACGCUUCACUAAGAAAAUACAAGGAGUCUGAGGAUGAUUAUACUAGAGGUAGGAACCCCCACCCACUCCUCCCAGGACGCGUACAUUUGUCUACCCGUUGGGUCUGUUUUAGAGUAUAUUUAGUUGGGGAAACUCUUCAGCCGAUAAAACAAGAAAGCAAUUCGCGCUACAUGAAUGUCACGUUAAGGUAGUCCAUUAAUAUGCUGGAUGUACGAUACCGUGACCUUAUAUGAAUGACAGAGCAUGCGCCAAUGUUAUAGGUUAUUACAGGGAUUACGAGGCCAUUCCAAAUCAGUGUUUUCGAAAAGCUUCGUUUUCUGUCGUUGACUCAACCUACGCUGGUUAUCCUUUUCGAAUUUUUUUAAUUCUACAAGCUUUGUCUACAAAAGCACCAGAUUGUUGUGAAAGGAGCUUGAGUAUUCAACCAAAUAUUUUGGUAUGGCUACGCAAUGAGUUUUUACCUUCGGCGCAUUUCGAUGGAAUGUCGGAAAGCCAGCUAAAGAAACGACAAUAGCCCUUGGUAAAUAUUACUAAUAAACUGCUUUAGGCGCCGGAAAACGCGAUCAACAAAGCCCCUAUUUAUUUCAGUUUUGCAUCUGAUUGGUUGAGAAGGUAGUGCGAGUUUGUAAGGACCAAUCAGAUAGCGAGGUAUUGAAAAACCAAAACCAAUGUAAUCCCAGGUUACUUUCCACACUCGGUUGAAAUUUUUAUGCCUGCUUCCUCUACAAUCUUCCGAUUUUAAUAUUUUUCCUCAGCCUUAAGCCUUAAGCCCGGUGAUGCUCUGGUGUAUAAAAGACGAGCUGACGUUCUUGGCAAACAAGGGAAGAAAGGCGCGGCUAUUGAGGACUACAAGAGAGCAAUCGUGAUUCAGACAACAAAACGAUAGAAACACCAUUCAAUUUCGAUCCUUCUUUGUCAUUUAAAUUUUUUUUUUCAAAUUGGUUAACCGAGAUAGGGGCUUGGAUAAGAACCAAUGUCUACCGUUGCCUGUAAGACUUCACACGCCGUCUGUUGAGCCUGUGAGCAGCCUCUAUGGCCCCUAACUGGACACAGCUGUCUUUUACACCUUUGACAGCCGUUUAUGGAAAAAGUUAUUGCAACCCCAGCUAGACAAAAACUGGUUUGCAGAAUAUAUUUUUGCAGUAUUUGUAAAUUUUGUUGUACAUUUUAAAGGUUUUCUUGUAUAAAUAAACGUUCUUUGUGUGCAUAUUUUUAGAGGCAAUCUUUGUCAUUUGAGCAAAACCCAACUUUUAUUUAUUAAACGAGCAC
This is a messenger RNA of Pocillopora meandrina, 35574 nucleotides long. NCBI's taxonomy places the organism in Eukaryota, Metazoa, Cnidaria, Anthozoa, Scleractinia, Pocilloporidae. The record is from the annotation of a GenBank genome assembly.